This is a messenger RNA of Gryllus bimaculatus (two-spotted cricket), 784 nucleotides long. The record is from the annotation of a GenBank genome assembly. NCBI's taxonomy places the organism in Eukaryota, Metazoa, Arthropoda, Insecta, Orthoptera, Gryllidae.
CGCGAACGUAACAGGGAAGCGGGCAGAUGUAACGUCGGGCAUGCCCAUGUUGGUCAAGGAAUGCGUCUCAAAAUGUACACUUCUCUGUUCCCGUCUUGAUUUCGGAGAGUGGCCACAUCACGAGUAACAAUUUGCACAGGUCUGAGUGAUUUUGGAGAACAAUUAGGGCCUCACAAAUUUUGAGUUCAUAAUCAGCAUGGCAAUACUGGGCAGAAGGUUCACGAAUAUGUUCGUUGUUGUGAGGAUAAUAGGAAUGCUGGGUCUGAUCUGGUCUUGUACCAAACUAGUCCACCUUUCCUUGGAUAUGGUGCCCAAUGGAAAUGGGAAACUAGAAAAGAUUUUGAAAGGUGAUCUUCGUAGCCUGUGGGUAGAGGACCCGUGGACUGGGGACUCACGAUCACAUCUGAGACAGAUUCGACCAGAUGUAUCGCGCAUAAGAAGUUACUAUUACUACAUUCUUCACUGUGCUGUAAUAUAUUUCCUGAUGAUUUUCGCUACGUUAAUAAUGCAAAGAUGGAGCUUCGCUUUGUGGCUUCUAGCUGAAGUGACAGGUGUCAUUUGGCAAAUUUCUUUUUUCCUCAUGGAAAACUCAGUGGAACCAUAUGAACCUACAUUCGUGGACAGCAUUUCCAGUAUUGCAAGUAUCGGUACAGCAACGUAUAUGACCUGUUGUUUAAGCCAGUUAAGAGCUCGAAGAUGGAAUGACCUUCGCCAUCAUUGAAAUAAUAAUUACUCAUUGUAUUUUGUAUUCUGAAUAUAGGAAAUAAAUUAUUUUCAUAUUUUU